This is a messenger RNA of Solanum pennellii, 1942 nucleotides long. Its product is annotated as non-specific phospholipase C1. Gene Ontology annotation, biological process: phospholipid catabolic process. The record is from RefSeq and is a predicted model, not a curated record. Lineage: Eukaryota; Viridiplantae; Streptophyta; Magnoliopsida; Solanales; Solanaceae. The coding region runs from base 152 to 1783 and encodes 543 amino acids. The transcript is spliced from 3 exons. Gene Ontology annotation, molecular function: hydrolase activity, acting on ester bonds.
AUAAACGAGAAAUAGUGAGAUAGGAUUCUUAAAUGGCCUGUUCUCAGCUGAUAUGCCAUUUUGCAAGACUAACACUUGUAUACAAGUCUGACUAUUCCGCCAAGGCGAUUCUCAACUACCGGCACCGGAUUUUCAAAUCAAAUUGCCGGCAAUGGGCCAUCGGAAAAUCCUUUUCCCAGCGAGCCGCUUGGGUUUAUUCUUUAUACUUUACCUGCUUUCAUCCACUUGCGUUUCCUUUUCCUUUCCGUUUGUGAAGCCCAAGCAACACAAAAUCAACGGACCCAUCAAAACUCUUGUCGUUUUGGUGAUGGAAAACCGGUCUUUUGAUCAUAUUCUGGGUUGGCUCCACAAGAGCCGACCCGAUAUUGAUGGGCUUAAGGGGUCGGAGUUUAACAGGGUUAAUGCUUCAGACCCUUAUUCUUCAAAAAUCUUUGUCUCGUAUGAUGCUGUAUUCGUUGAUUCCGAUCCAGGUCACUCUAUUCAAGCUAUUGGGGAGCAGAUAUUCGGGUCGAAUGAUUCUUCAGCAAACCCAGCUCCGAUGAACGGGUUCGUGCAGCAGGCUGUUAAUAUGGGGGUACCUGGUAUGGAACAGACCGUGAUGAGCGGGUUUAAACCGGAGUUAUUACCGGUUUACACUGAUUUAGCGAAUGAGUUUGGGGUUUUUGACCGGUGGUUCGCGUCGGUUCCAGCUUCAACUCAGCCGAAUCGGUUUUACGUUCACUCGGCAACUUCUCACGGAGCUUCCAGCAAUGUCCGUAAAGACUUGAUCCAUGGGUUCCCUCAAAAGACUAUAUUUGAUUCUUUGGACGAAAAUGGCCUUUCAUUUGGAAUUUAUUACCAAAACAUUCCAGCUACCUUAUUUUUCAAGUCACUCAGAAAACUAAAACACAUUUUUAAGUUCCAUAAUUAUGCAUUAACGUUCAAAAUACACGCUAAACUUGGCAAACUUCCAAAUUACGUUGUGAUUGAACAGAGAUAUUUCGAUGUUAAAAUUGACCCAGCAAAUGAUGAUCAUCCAUCACACGAUGUAGCACUUGGACAAAAAUUUGUUAAGGAGGUUUAUGAGACAUUGAGGGCAAGUCCACAGUGGAAAGAAAUGGCACUCUUGAUUACAUAUGACGAACAUGGUGGCUUCUUUGAUCAUGUACCAACUCCUGUUUCUGGUGUGCCUAAUCCUGAUGGCAUUAUCGGGCCUCCACCAUAUUACUUCAGAUUUGACCGCUUGGGGGUUCGUGUCCCCACCUUCUUGAUUUCACCAUGGAUUGACAAGGCCACUGUGAUCCAUGAGCCGAAAGGUCCAACUACGUCUUCACAAUUUGAGCAUUCUUCCAUACCAGCAACUGUGAAAAAGCUUUUUAAUCUGAAAUCAAGUUUCUUAACCAAGCGAGACGCAUGGGCUGGGACAUUUGAGAACUAUUUCCGCUUGCGUAAGACUCCUCGUGAUGAUUGUCCAGAGAAACUUCCGGAGGUGAAGAUAAAUCUAAGACCAUGGGGACCAAGAGAAGAUGCAAAGCUCUCUGAAUUUCAAAUAGAACUGAUCCAGCUUGCUUCACAGCUUAAUGGAGACCAUGUUCUGAAAAACUACGCUGAUAUUGGAAGGAAGAUGAGCGUCCGUGAAGCUAAUGAAUACGUAGAUGCUGCAGUCAAUAGGUUCUUGGAAGCUGGUAGGGCUGCUCUGAGAACUGGAGCGAAUGAGAGUGCCAUUGUUGCAAUGAGACCUGCCCUCACUAGCCGAUCAUCUGCAUCAGAUGGAGGAUUCAACAAGUACCUGGAAGCCUACUAAUCAAUCUAUUGUAAGGUAGUGUCUGUAUGUAUGUGUGUGUAUAUAUUAUAAUCCACCCAUCAAUUGUGUGCUAUAUAAAAAUUAGGAAGUCUUUGUUUUCAAUGUUGGGAUGGUUAUUGUAAUCACUUUUAGUAAAUAGUAAAUCAUUUUAGCCUCAUA